UGAUUUACUGUUACGUUUCGAUAACUUUCGUGCGGCCUCCAUUUGUCCUUCGAGUUAGCACAUUGGCUGCUUGUAACUUCUGCUUAACAAGUUGAACACCGUUAAAACCUACGAUGCAGUCCUUGCGGUUGGUGGCCGGUACUGUCGCCAGACUAUCCAGGCAGCAGUCCACAUCGGCGGCGUCUCCGGCGAAGACGGUUGCCGCCGGGGCACACGGCAGGCGCAUGAAGUACCCCUACACGUUAUCGGCGAAGAUCGCACAGUUCCCCUACAAGUGGCACUUCCAGAACUUCUGGUUCGUCAGAUACUUCCUCUGCGGUGGCUUCGUGGUCUACAUGGUCUUCAUAGUGUAUCCCAUUCACAAGGCCGUCAACUCUCCGGCGGCCGUUGCAGCUCACAAGGAACUCAUGCGCAAGCAGGCCGAAGAGCACCACCACCACUAACAGCACUGCAAGAAACAAGUUGGGUGUAGCCUCUAGUGAAGCUAAUAAAGAAAUGAGGCGCAUUAAUUUUUGCA
Messenger RNA from Rhipicephalus microplus (southern cattle tick), 517 nucleotides. RefSeq names its product reduction of Rh1 (gene roh). The record is from RefSeq and is a predicted model, not a curated record. NCBI's taxonomy places the organism in Eukaryota, Metazoa, Arthropoda, Arachnida, Ixodida, Ixodidae.